AUGGUUCUGGACUAUUUAAACAACGCUUUGGAAGUGAAUUCCGAAUCCAAAAGCGUGGAAAAGCAAAUCUAUUUCAAUUAUGAUGCAGUUUUGGAGAAGUUGAAAGAUGAAGUGAAGACAUGGAGCUUUAUGUAUCGGAAAGGAAGUGCAAAAUAUGAGUUCGAAGAUAGCAACUCUGCAACGUUCUUCUUGAGCUAUUCCUGGAGUUUGCUGAAACGGUAUGCCAGCGAUCUUGAGUUUGUAAAUUAG
This is a messenger RNA of Blastocystis hominis, 249 nucleotides long. RefSeq lists its product as hypothetical. NCBI's taxonomy places the organism in Eukaryota, Bigyra, Opalinata, Blastocystidae. Bases 1 to 249 code for a protein of 82 amino acids. The record is from RefSeq and is a predicted model, not a curated record. The transcript has 2 exons.